Papaver somniferum (opium poppy) is the source of this 1553-nucleotide messenger RNA. Its product is annotated as cytochrome P450 71A1-like. Gene Ontology annotation, molecular function: iron ion binding; heme binding; monooxygenase activity. Lineage: Eukaryota; Viridiplantae; Streptophyta; Magnoliopsida; Ranunculales; Papaveraceae. The record is from RefSeq and is a predicted model, not a curated record. Bases 62 to 1183 code for a protein of 373 amino acids. The transcript has 2 exons.
UAUAGCUCUAGCUCCAUACGGUGAGAGAUGGAAGAAACUUAGAAAGUUUUGUGUUCUUGAAAUGUUGAGUAUGAAGAGGGUGCAAUCUUUCAAGUUCAUAAGACAAGAGGAAGUUGAUAAAGUGAUUGAGAACAUAACUCGUUCGUCUCUAGAGAGACAGACGAUUAAUCUGACGGAGAUUAUCUUCGCUUUGGCUAACAGCGUUAUCUUUAGAUGCUCACUUGGUGACAACUUUAAGAAAGAUUAUGCAGACAGAUUUUCGGAGUUGAUGAUGAAGGCGACAAGCAUGGUAAUGGAUUCUUUUGCUUUUGAAGAUUUCUUUCCACGGCUUAAAUGGAUGGAUACUCUCACUGGAUACAAUAGAAAGCUUAAGAGAACCUUCCAGGAACUAGAUAGUUUUUUCGAUCAAAUUAUCGAUGAUUAUUUGCUUUCACCGUUACAUGUAGAUCAUGGUUACCAAGACCAUAAAGACGAUAAAAGAAACUUCAUAGAUCUUCUGGACGCUGAGACAGAUAACCUCGGUCUCAGCAGAAAUAAUAUCAAAGGAGUAAUAUUGGACAUGUUUGUCGCCGGAAGUCAUACCACUGCAGCUAUAACGGAAUGGACUAUGUCGGAGCUUAUAAAGAAUCCAAAGAUAAUGAAGAAAGCACAGGAAGAAGUAAGAAGCGUAGUUGGAAACAAAACUAGAGUGGAAGAGAAAGAUAUAAACCAUAUGAACUACUUGAAAUGUGUUGUUAAGGAGACCUUAAGACUUCAUGCACCUGUACCGACUGUGGUUCGAAUGAAUUCCUCUGACAGUGUCAAAAUAGGAGGUUAUGAUAUCCCAUCAAACACAGGGAUAUUCAUCAAUAUUUGGGCAAUUCAGAGGAAUCCCAAAUAUUGGGACAAACCAGAAGAGUUCUGUCCUGAGAGAUUUGAAAGCAACCCUAUUGAUUUCAAGGGUCAAGAUUUUGAAUUCAUUCCAUUUGGAUCUGGAAGAAGAGGGUGCCCUGGAGUGUCAUUUGGUCUUGCAGUGGUGGAACUUCUAGUUGCCAAUCUCUUGUACCGGUUUGACUGGAAAUUGCCAGGUGGUGCUUCAUAUGAGGAUCUAGACAUGAGUGAAGAUUUUGGGAUGGGUACUUGCAAUAGGAAGAUUCAUCUUCAUGUUAUUCCAACAUUAUUUCAUCCUGCUGCUUCUUCUUAGUUGUGACCUAAUCAAAUAAGUACGUGAAACAUGGAUCCAAUCCAUCCGGUGAAAGGACUAGGUUAAAUACUAGCCACGCUUAUACAUUUUGCAAAAGCAGUAAGUAACAGAACCUAACUUACUUGCCUAGAGUCAGUUAGUCAAGAAAUGAAGGCAUAAAUGGUGAAGUUCUUUAAGGAUGUGAACUGUUUUAAAGUUUAUUCUGGAUUUUUGAAUUUGAGUCAAGGGUGUAUAGUGAAUUCAAGGUUGUGUUAUACUGGAAACUAUCACCACCCAUAUUGGUUCUCGAUUAGAUGAAGAGUUCCAUUUUUCUCUUUUAAUAUAGUAUUCCGGAAACAGCAGAUUGGUUCUGUCAAAACAUCUGUUUAAU